AUGGUCGUUGCCAGUGAGGACUCCCUUCAAGUGUGCCGAACACCCGCAGGGCUCGGUUUGUUCCUCCUUCCUCCUCCAUCAGCUUUCUUUGGUUCACUUGCGCUGCGAAUCAACGUCGCCUCCCCUAACGCCAUCGGUGCCGCCCAGGAUGCCGCCCGCAUGGAGCGUGUUGUGACCUUCUACGCUGGCCUUCCCCGUGGCCCUGCCGCUGCUGUCAAGCCUACCGGCCUCAUCGGUCGCUACCAGGCCCGCUACUUCAACGGCAAGAACGCCUCCGGUGUUCCCCUUAUCCACGCUAUUGGCGGUAUCCUGAUCCUGGGUUACAGCAUGGAAUAUUACUUCCACCUGCGUCACCACAAGAACCACCCCCACUAA
This is a messenger RNA of Penicillium samsonianum, 375 nucleotides long. Its product is annotated as F1F0 ATP synthase subunit f. NCBI's taxonomy places the organism in Eukaryota, Fungi, Ascomycota, Eurotiomycetes, Eurotiales, Aspergillaceae. The coding region runs from base 1 to 375 and encodes 124 amino acids. The transcript has 6 exons. Gene Ontology annotation, biological process: proton motive force-driven ATP synthesis. The record is from RefSeq and is a predicted model, not a curated record.